Molecule: messenger RNA, 1965 nt
Organism: Dovyalis caffra
Lineage: Eukaryota; Viridiplantae; Streptophyta; Magnoliopsida; Malpighiales; Salicaceae
Source: the annotation of a GenBank genome assembly
AUGGCCAACAGGAAUGUUGGAUUGGCUUGGAGAAGGUGGGAUUUGGUGAAGAUGCAAACGAGGUAUAUGGAGAGAUCGAAUAGUAUAGCGGCGGUGGCGAGGGAGAAGAGAGGACUUGAUUCAAGCUCUGGUGAUGACGAAGUCCAGCCUGAUAGAAAAAGGCCUGCUUUAGCUAGUGUAAUUGUUGAAGCUCUCAAGGUGGAUAGUUUGCAGAAGCUUUGCUCGUCUUUGGAGCCUGUUCUUCGGCGAGUUGUUAGUGAAGAAAUAGAGCGUGCUUUAGCAAAACUGGGCCCUGCCAAACUGUCUGGACGGUCUUCUCCUAAAUGUAUAGAAGGGCCUGAUGGAAGAAACUUGCAGUUGCACUUCAGGUCCAGGUUGUCCCUCCCUCUCUUUACCGGUGGGAAAGUAGAAGGGGAGCAGGGUGCCGCCAUUCAUAUUGUGUUGAUUGAUGGAAAUACAGGCCAUGUUAUCACAUCUGGUCCAGAAUCUUCUGUAAAACUAGACAUUAUUGUGCUUGAAGGUGAUUUCAACAACGAAGAUGAUGAUAAUUGGAGUCAAGAGGAAUUUGAGUCUCAUGUGGUUAAAGAACGUGAGGGCAAGAGGCCACUUCUAACUGGGGAUCUGCAAGUGACACUGAAAGAAGGUGUUGGAACUCUAGGUGAGCUGACAUUUACUGAUAACUCAAGCUGGAUAAGAAGCAGGAAGUUCAGGCUAGGGCUGAAGGUUGCCUCAGGCUGCUGUGAAGACAUUCGCAUUCGUGAAGCGAAAACAGAUGCCUUCACUGUUAAGGAUCACCGGGGAGAAUUAUACAAGAAGCACUAUCCACCAGCAUUAACUGAUGAGGUUUGGAGAUUGGAAAAGAUUGGAAAAGAUGGAUCUUUUCACAAGAGGCUGAACAAAGCUGGAAUAUAUUCAGUUGAAGACUUCCUACGUCUAGUAGUUAGAGACUCACAGAGGUUGCGAACUAUUCUUGGAAGUGGCAUGUCAAAUAAAAUGUGGGAUGUUCUUGUUGAGCAUGCAAAGACCUGUGUUCUGAGCGGGAGACUUUAUAUCUACUAUCCCGAGGAUGCAAAGAAUGUUGGCAUCGUUUUUAACCAUAUCUAUGAAUCAAAGGGCUUAAUUGCCAAUGGACAGUACUACUCAGCUGAUUCUUUUUCUGACGAUCAGAAGAUCUAUGUUGACAGCUUGGUGAAGAAGGCAUAUGAUAAUUGGAUGGAUGUUGUAGAGUAUGAUGGCAAAUCCCUUCCAGACUUCAAGCAGAAUCAGGGCAUAGUUGCUUCACAAAAUGAUGUUCCAUCUGUUCAACAAGAGUUUUUGAACUCUUAUGAUCAUCAGGGUACUUUACCAUCCAUAUCAGUUCCAGUCCCUUCAGAGCACCCUGUUAUGCAUUCAGGUCCAACUGUUGGAGGUUAUAAUGAUGAUAUGGCUGCCGGAUUCUCAAUGCAUCCUCAGAAUGGAAAUCUCAACACCCCUUUUCAAUUUGAUGCCCCUUCACUACCUUCACAGAAUCCUCUGGUUAAUAUUUCACAUCAAAUCCAGGUUCCAGGAACUGACAGUUUACUAGCUCUCGGCCCUCCACAGACUUCUACAUCAGGCUUUCAGAGUUACAGUGCAUCGAAUCUUAAUUCAUACAGGGGAACUGAGGACUUCUUCCCGGAAGAGGAGAUUCGUACGAGAAGUCACGAGAUGCUUGAAAAUGAAGAUAUGCAGCAUCUUCUUCGCAUAUUUAACAUGGAAGGCCAGGGUCUCCCCUCCUUUAAUGUUGCCGAAGAUGGGUAUCCUUACUCAUCCACAUACAUGCCCAACCCAUCUCCAAAUUACGGCUUUGGUGACGAUCCAUCUCGUUCAUCUGGCAAAGCUGUUGUUGGAUGGCUGAAGCUCAAGGCAGCCUUGAGAUGGGGCAUUUUUGUGAGGAAGAAGGCUGCUGAGAGGCGAGCACAGCUUGUCGAGUUAGAUGAUCCUUAG